AUGUCCUCACCAAGUAAAGAGCCACUCUCUUCUCCAUAUGCCAAAGCGUCGGCGAACGACAAGGAGACUGGGGUAUCAGAGAUUCGUGAAACAUCUCAGCCAUCUCAGGAUGCCCAACUCGAGCCCAAGUCUUCCCCAACCCAGAUAGAACCACGCAUUGCUGAAUUGGUUAAAGCACCAGCAAACGAAGAGUCAAGGGCCUUGGAGGUUCGUGAACUAUCUCAGCCAUCUGAUGGUGCCCGGUCCGGAUCCAACUGCUCCACGACACAAAUAGAGCCACGCGUGGAGGAAUUCAUAAGAGCACAGGCGGACGAACGAGACGAUAGAGCAGCGGAGACCAGUCAACCAUCCGAGUCCAACGGCUCCACGACCCAAGCAGAACCACGCGUUGAGGAAUUUAUAAGAGCGCGGGCGAACGAACAAGAGGUCAUAGCAGCAGAGAUCAGUGAAUCAUCUCACGAUGCUCCCUCUGAGUCCAACGGCUCAACGACCCAGGUAGAACCGCGUGUGGCGGAGUUUGUUAGACAGCAAGCGAUUGGGGUCCCCAAUAUCCCAGUUGAAGAUAUAGCAACUGUUUUCACCAGAGCCGUGCCCGCCGCCCCAGAUGCUCGACUUCUUAUACAUUCCGACUACCCAGAUGGUCAUGAUAUGAGAAUGAAUCCAGCUAUUACUCGUCUCUCAGGGAUCACCCGCGGUAGGGAGAUUCUCGCCGUGGCUCAAAGACUGCAUGAUGUGUACUUUACUGUCCAGUUUUCGGAACCGAUUGAACUCAAUUGUCAGGUCUUCUAUGAUCCUGGAAGUGAUGAUUGCUUUUUUAUCAACCUAUCGCCAGAGCAUAUUGAAGUACAGCUUUGCGGAAUCAGUGACCCUGGCGCUUUGUUUGUGCUCAAGAGCAAAAAAGGGCAAUCAGUCCAACCUGGCAUUUGGAGGAUUGCAGCAAACCAGGGAUUGGACCAUCACCCUCUUUUUGAGUUUUUGCUACUCGAGAAGCCAUUCAAUGUCUCGAUUCACAAAGCAAAUACGCCACUUAUCAAGCGAGCUGCUGAUGCAGAUGUUGGAAAAAUGUCAAAGCGGCAAAGGCUCGAAAACAGAAUGCCAGCCGAAAUCAUUGCCACUCAAUCUACAGAUAGCCUAUUAAGUAAAUCGGGAUCAACAGAAACUGAUCUUGGAUCUACCCGAGAGAUAGUUGACAAGGCUGCCGUUCCACUUCUGGAUCUUGCAGAUCGAGAGACGGCGGUUAUUAAAGUCCACCCCGCUGCUACCGAUUCUGGCACAUAUCGACUCCAGCGAAUCAAACAGUUAGGCGCCACGAGAUCUACAUUAGUAUUUUCCUGUCGACACUCUGGCCUACCUAAGAAGCGCUUAGUCGUGAAAGUCCUUCGAUAUAAUGGCAAUUCACCUUUACAUCUACCCAUUUUCGCAAGACUGUGGGAGACUGAGAAGUCACUACUUCAAGACUUGAAGCAUAGAAAUGUUGUUGCACUUGAGGCUUUUGAUGGCCGCAUGUUUGCGAUCUAUUUGGAACUGCUCCCAUUAUCUCUCUGCCGUGGGCUUUACUCGCCGUUUACACAACCUGAUGCUCAUAUGAUCCUCCUCAACAUGUCAUCCGCCCUUUCGUAUCUAGCUAAUCUAGGAAUAGUCCACAACGACAUCAAGCCGGCCAAUAUUGCGUAUAAUCCCCAAAGAGGUGCUGUUCUUUUCGAUUUUGGAAUGGCUUGCAAAAUCGAAGAGAGGCCGGGAGGCGGGACGCCUUGGUAUCUCCCGCCAGAUAUGAUUGAGAAUAAAAAUCGUGGCUUACCGGGAGAUAUCUGGGCCAUGGGAGUAACGAUGCUAUAUGUUCUUCAAAAGAUUAAAAUGCCUGAGAGAAUGACUAGAGGUUGGAAUCUUCGAGAAUUGGUCCCACCUGUACAGAAAGAGAGCAGUGCCUUUGUUCAAAUGAACGAUUGGUUGAACAUUGUUGCUGAGAAGAGGGCCGAGUUAAACAAAAAAGAUUUGGUUGAGAAUGCAGUGUUUCAAAUGCUCGAUACAGAUGGUGCAUUGAGGGCUGCAGCUGGGGGUAUUGAGGAAGCGCUCAAGGUGCCACUGAAAGCUUACUAG
Molecule: messenger RNA, 2097 nt
Organism: Trichoderma virens Gv29-8
Lineage: Eukaryota; Fungi; Ascomycota; Sordariomycetes; Hypocreales; Hypocreaceae
Product: putative serine/threonine protein kinase
Exons: 2
Coding region: 1-2097 (698 amino acids)
Biological process (GO): protein phosphorylation
Cellular component (GO): cytoplasm
Molecular function (GO): ATP binding; protein serine/threonine kinase activity
Source: RefSeq, a predicted model, not a curated record